Xenopus laevis (African clawed frog) is the source of this 3043-nucleotide messenger RNA. RefSeq names its product zinc finger DHHC-type containing 6 L homeolog (gene zdhhc6.L). The coding region runs from base 398 to 1630 and encodes 410 amino acids. Gene Ontology annotation, molecular function: palmitoyltransferase activity; acyltransferase activity; protein-cysteine S-palmitoyltransferase activity. The transcript has 11 exons. NCBI's taxonomy places the organism in Eukaryota, Metazoa, Chordata, Amphibia, Anura, Pipidae. Gene Ontology annotation, cellular component: membrane. The record is from RefSeq and is a predicted model, not a curated record.
GGGACUUGAAGAGCAGGGGCUGCACCAGAAGAGAAUAAAUAUAGUGUUAUAGCUUGUACUAUUGUAGCUAAUCUAUUGGUAAUAAAAUGCCUCCGUAGCUUUCCUUCUCCUUUAAAGUUCCUAAACCUGACUGUUUUGCCAACCUGACUGUCACAUCUCAGCCUGACAGUUAGAGUUUCUAAUAGUAACAGACUCCUGCUGCUCAAAUAUGGCAGCCCCCUCAUAGGGGGAACAUAGGGGAUCAGAAAGCAGAGGACAGACAAGGGGUUGGUAAAUAAUGAGAGCGGCGUCUGGCCCGUCCCAGCCAUGUAAUUAUGAGAGGACACGGAAACUGUCAGUAACCAAGUGACAUAACCAGUGCCGCAGUCUCACGCGAGACAUCACUAGCCCAGCAAUCAUGUUGGAUUCCUUCAUUAGUUUUGAGACCCUCCGGGAGUUAAAGAGACUGUUUCAUUGGGGCCCAAUCAUUGCCCUGGGAGUGAUUAUAAUCUGCUCCAUUAUGGCCGUCUUGGACUCUAUUCUGUGGUAUUGGCCCCUGGAUACCCCGGGUGGGAGCCUCAACUUCCUCACUCUCAUCAACUGGACUGUAAUGAUUCUGUACAACUACUUCAAUGCCAUGUUUAUUGGGCCGGGCCUCGUCCCUCGGGGCUGGAAACCGGAGAGAACUCAGGACUGUGCUUACCUGCAGUACUGCAAAGUGUGUGAGGGGUACAAAGCACCGCGCUCUCAUCACUGCCGAAAAUGCAACAGGUGUGUCAUGAAAAUGGAUCAUCACUGUCCUUGGAUAAAUAACUGCUGUGGACACCGAAAUCACUCGUCCUUCACCCUCUUCCUUAUCCUUGCCCCCCUAGGCUGUAUUCAUGCUGCUUAUAUCUUUACCAUGACCAUGUACACACAGCUGUAUAAUAGGAUCUCAUUUGGUUGGAAUUCCGUCAAGAUUGACAUGGGUGUAUCUCGGCAUGAUCCCGCCCCCAUCGUUCCAUUUGGGAUCUCGGCAUUCGCUGUGACCCUGUUUGCACUGGGAUUGGCUCUGGGCACAACUAUUGCUGUGGGGAUGCUGUUUUUCAUGCAGAUGAAAGUCAUUCUGAGGAAUAAAACCUCCAUUGAGUCGUGGAUAGAGGAGAAGGCGAAAGACAGGAUCCAGUAUUAUCAGACAGAUGAGACUUUCAUUUUCCCAUAUGAUUUGGGGAGCAGAUGGAAGAAUUUCCGGCAAGUGUUCACCUGGGCUGGAUCACCUGAGGGGGACGGCAUUGAGUGGAAGUUGCGAGAGGGAUGUCACCCCUUUACUCUGACGAUUGAGCAACUGAAGCAGAAGGCAGACAAGAGAGUGCGCAGUGUGCGCUACAGAGCAGUAGAAGAAUUUAGCGGCGCCUGCUGUCCCCUCACCAAAGGGGUCCGGACUCUCUUCUCUACCCCCUGCACCGAGGAACCCCGAAUGAAGCUCCAUAAAGGGGAUCUGGUUUUAGCCACCAGGGGAUUAAAGCACUGGCUGUACGGAGAUAAACUCUUUGAAGGGGAACUGCCAGAAGAUGGAAUACGAGUGAGAGGCUGGUUCCCAAGGAGGUGCGUUGUUAAAUGUGUCUCAGACUCUGGUUCCGACCAAUCGGAUGACGAGAAGAAAACCAGAUAGCCUUUCCAGAAGCUUGCACUCGGUGCAUGGUCCCAUAUCAGGCUGGGAAUGGAUUGGAUUGAUACAGUCAGAGAAUUAAAUGCGCUAUUGGACCCCUGAAGGUUGGGCACUUGUUUCCUGAAAGCUUCCAAGACAAGUGGGGGGAGGCAGCCACCUCUAUACGGGGUCUCUCAUUUGCUACAAGGGAAUCACUCUGUGUCCAACCCUGUCAGCACUUCAGGGUAUUUAAUAAAUUCCUGUGCUGAUUUGGGAAACAGAACUGUAACAUUGUGCAAGUUUUUCAUCUCAGCAGCAGAGAAGAACGUCGCAUUACUCUGCCCAAGAGCUGACAUUUGUGCCCUGUGGCCUGGUGUCACUCGUAGCAACUGGUACAGCCACAACUGCACCAAUAGCAAAGGGACUUUGUAUCUGUACUGCCACUUUAACUCAAGCGCUGGGUGGGGCUAGAACAUUCCCAUUGCAGCUUACAGGAGGAGGGGCAAGGGUCUCUUGCAGGUAAGCAAUGGGCGGGGCUUCAACACGCUGAUGGAAGCUUACAGGGGAGUGGGUCAGGGGGUCUAGAACUAAAGAAAUGGGUGGGUCUGGGACACUGAUGAUCUUACAGGGGGUUGGCUGAGUAAUCUGUAACUCAAGCAAAGGGGCGGGUCUAGAAAACUCUAUAGGUAGCUUGCAGGGGGUGGGGCAGGGAGUUGCAGCGGCAUUAUAUAGUUUUAUAGUUCAUUUGGGAUGAAAAGUAAAAUAAAAGUUAAUUUCCAGGAUAAGAAGCCCCUGGAAUCCCUUGAGCUGUGCUGGACUUGCUGCAAGAGGAAUGUUUGAUAGAAAGCUGUAAAGUGCAAACACCCUGCCCAAGAACAGACUUCAUUGUCUGAAACAAAAUACUUGUUUUACUUGUCCUUUAAGGAAACCAAAAACAAUGGAUGCAGCUCAGAACUCAGUAAUAAUGAUCAGCCUUCCCGUCACUAUUAAUAGGCUCCGGUUGUUACUCAUGCUGCACUCCCCACGCUAACACUGUUGUUUGUGCUGACAUCAUACAUCAUGUGAUGUCAUAACUCAUACUUGUACUUCUGGGCUGUAGAAACCUCCAAUUGUUCCAUUACAACUGCCAGUAUUCCAGUUGGAGUGUGGGAGUUGUAGUAUAACAACAGCAGGUUGUUUACCGGGUUACACAUCCCUACUUUGUGGGGUCCCCUCUUCAACUAGUGCUGCAAAAAGACAUUGAACUGUUAUUGAAUCUCCCCCAACCUGUGUAUGUGUUCGACUGCAAACAACUUCUCUUAUUUAUGUUUUGUUUCCUAAUCAUCCAUGUCUUGUUAUUGCCUUUUCUCCAACUUAUUUUUUUGUAGCUGAACUGAAUCCAAAUCUUUUUACAAAUACCCAGACUCUUUGUUGUUAAUAAAAUGAGAAACAAACCAG